UGUUAAAAGCAAUAAAUUUGAAAUUAUGUUGACAGUUGAAAAAAAUUAAGGGAAUUUCGUUCGACCUAUGCCUUUUAGUGAGACUAUCCCCGGGUCAGCGAUUCCCCGUUCAAAGAGAAUACAAAUACAACUACUGUCUGGCGGAACUACGGGCAUUGUAGAGGUUUCUCUCUUGACGCCACUGGAUUUCGUUAAAACACGAUUGCAGCUGCAGAUAAAUAGCGCGACAAAGGCUGAUAGUAAUUACAAUGGCCUUAUCGAUGCGUUUGCCAAGAUCUAUCGCCAGGAAGGAAUCACAGCAUUCUGGCGAGGAAUGAUUCCGCCUUUACUCUCCGACACUCCUCGGCGAGCGAUCAAGUUUAUGGCUUUUGAGCAAUUGAAGCCAGUUUUUCUAUUUGGUGCUGCAAGCCCGACUUUUAUCACUUAUGUACUAGCUGCAGGAAUAGCGGGAAUGAUUGAAGGCUCACUGCAGAAUCCCUUCGAAGUGGUGAAGAUAACUCAGCAGGCGAAUCGGAAGAAAAAACUGAAUACCGCCACUGUGGCGAAAAAGAUCUUCAAAAAGGGUGGCUUUGGUUUACAAGGUUUCUUCAAAGGUGUAACUGCAACAGCUUGUCGAAAUGGUAUUUAUCACGUCUCGCACUUGGGGUUUUUUUCCACUGUCCGUGAUGCAACUCCUGCUUGCAAGACUAAAACUAGAGAAUUUGUUCGUAAAGUUGGACUGGCUAUUAUAUUCAGCUGGAUGGGUUGCCUUAUGAGUAUUCCUUUUGAUGUGACCAAGUCCAGGAUACAAGGACCACAGCCUUUUAAGGGUCAUAUCAAAUAUUCUAGAGCAUUUCGUACGCUCUGUACAAUCUACAAAGAGGAAGGCUUUGCAGCCCUGUACAAGGGAUUAACUCCUCAGAUAAUACGUCAAGCUCCUGCUGGAGUUAUUUUACUUUUGGGCUAUGAUUUUAUGAGUAACUUCUUGUCAUCGAAGUUGGUAUAAGGAUAUAUAUAUAGUAGAUAUAGUUUGCAAAGAUUUUAAUUGUAAAGGUAAGAUCUAGGAGGAUGUACCUAAAUCGGAGACCUGAUAUAUAUUUAAACAGAUAUCAAAAAUAAG
Messenger RNA from Drosophila nasuta, 1099 nucleotides. Its product is annotated as mitochondrial 2-oxodicarboxylate carrier. Gene Ontology annotation, biological process: mitochondrial ADP transmembrane transport; mitochondrial ATP transmembrane transport. The transcript has 2 exons. The record is from RefSeq and is a predicted model, not a curated record. Gene Ontology annotation, cellular component: mitochondrial inner membrane. Lineage: Eukaryota; Metazoa; Arthropoda; Insecta; Diptera; Drosophilidae. Gene Ontology annotation, molecular function: ATP:ADP antiporter activity. Bases 68 to 985 code for a protein of 305 amino acids.